Molecule: messenger RNA, 1751 nt
Organism: Procambarus clarkii (red swamp crayfish)
Lineage: Eukaryota; Metazoa; Arthropoda; Malacostraca; Decapoda; Cambaridae
Source: RefSeq, a predicted model, not a curated record
GGCUAUCGUUCUCCCGCUAUCGUUCUCCCCGCUAUCGUCAGUUGGCUUCCACACUUCCCUUCGCUGGUGACGCCUCUAUUGACUUCAGUCGCAGCCACUUAAUACACCGCCAUGUCGACGCUUUCGAAGACAACGUCAAAAUUCUUGUGCUUUAGGGGAAAUUAUUAGCACCGUAAAAUUGACGCUUUGAGAAUAAUGGUCAAGACUGUCGCAAUUGUGGAUCUGACGAGGCUGUUGACGGUGUUGACAGUAGCCGCGACGAUGGGCCCAGGAGCUGGAGCUGGUGAGGACUCUGACUACUACUCCACUACACCAGGUUCCGAGACCCACGUCCCCCCACCGGAGCCAUGUACGCCCCUAGCAGUGACAGCGACGGCGGCAGAGGACGCCAACGUCACCUCCUCUCUCGACUACAGCAUCUCCGUCGCCGACCCCGUCAGGUGUAACAGAAGUCCUCGGUGUCCAGGCGGACAACUUUAUGUUGAGAGAUGCGACAACGAGCCGCUCCAGCCCAUGAUCAUGUGGCCUCCGAAGAAGGAAGGUAGUCGGUGUGUGAGCCAGGCCGGCUGCUUCCUUGUGAGGUGUGGCACUCUCAGGUCUCAGGAGGUCGUCUUACCGGGAGUCAACGAUAUCGCGGCCACCUACACCGGCCCCUUCUUCAGGAGCAACACCCUGUUGGCGGUGAACCUGAAGCCGUCGCCGAAGGUCCGGGGCUGGAAGGUGGAGGUCUUCAACUCAACCUGGGACUCUGUGGGCACGGCGGAGGCCCUGAAGAACAUCCAGAACAUCCAAGUGCAAGGAACUUAUGUUCCUGGAGAACAAUACUUCUUGGUAUUCACCCCUAUCCUGAAGGCGACAGCAGAGGGAUGCACCGCGCCAGAGUCACGGGACGACGAGCGGCUGUACACACACCAGGGGCUCGAUCCCUCGCCUCCUGAAACCCGAGUCGAACUCAAACCCAAAAUGGCGUCGGCGUCGCUGAUAGUGGUGGCUGGCGUGGCUGUGUUUGUCCUGGCGCUCGUCGGCUACUUCGUCAGGGACAGAUUCUUGGAUCCCUCGGACCUCGGGGACGUAGAGGCUACCCCUGCAGGCACUCACAACACCUCCCACUCAGCAGGAGGGGAGGUGCUGCUGAUCCACGCCCUGGACACCAGCAGGCUGGAGGGUCUCUGUGCCACCCUGGCGGAGGACAUCACAGCCCACUGUGACAGACAGGUGGUGGACAUCUGGAGACUGACGGAGCCGGAGCAGCUUGAGGACCCAGGCACCUGGCUCCUGGAGAAGCUGGCGGUGAGGGAGGACGUCUCUGUCGUGGUGGUUCUCUCCCCAGCUCUCCUGCGUCUCCAGCAGGUUCUCCGGCGUGGUGGAGACCCGGCUGAGUGUGUGGCGGCCAUGGGACGGGAAGUACACCCUUGCGACUCGCUACUUCCCUCGCUACUCUCCCGUCUCCACGACCUCCAGCUCAGUAGGGACUACCGGCGUCUCUUCCUCGUCAGGUUCACAGAGGGCGUGGAGACUACUGAAGAGGGAGAUCUGCCAGAGCUGGUAGCCUGUAGACGGUAUCUUCUGCCCCAGCACCGUCUGCUCUUGCUGGCGGGCCUUAACCAGGUUGACGAGGGCACAGAGGCAACCUGUCCGCUCCUCGACCACCAGCCGUCACCACAGCUCCAACAGCAGCCUCAACACUUUGUGUAAUCCCCCCCCCCCCUACCCAACCACUUGGGCUGGACGGUAGAACGACGGUUUCGCUU